Siniperca chuatsi (mandarin fish) is the source of this 1691-nucleotide messenger RNA. Its product is annotated as serpin A3-5-like. Lineage: Eukaryota; Metazoa; Chordata; Actinopteri; Centrarchiformes; Sinipercidae. Bases 164 to 1405 code for a protein of 413 amino acids. The transcript has 6 exons. Gene Ontology annotation, biological process: negative regulation of endopeptidase activity. The record is from RefSeq and is a predicted model, not a curated record. Gene Ontology annotation, molecular function: serine-type endopeptidase inhibitor activity.
UCAUUACACAGAACAAAUAUGGUGGUUGAGCAAAUAAUAGCUUUAGAGAAUAAACAAAGCCAAAGUUCAGUUGCUCGGGUCGGUCUUAUAACGGGGACAUCUCCCUCUGUUCAGCCUGUCCUUGCUGUCUGUGGUUGAUGAGACAUACUGCAAGCAGUUCACAAUGAUGCGUGCAGCACUGGCUAUCUGGAUCCUCUCAGCAGUUAUCUGCGUGGGUAGAGGCCAUCACCAAAUAGGUCAUGAUACGACAGGCCAAGACACUGUACUCGACAGCAGCGCCAACAGUGUCUCACUGGUGACUUCAGCAAACAAGGACUUUGCCUACCGUCUGUACAGGAAGUUAGUAGCUCAUGUUGCCUCAGAAGGCAAGAAUAUCUUCUACUCCCCAUUUAGUGUGUCUAUUGCCUUGGCUGCCUUGUCCGUAGGAGCGCGGGGGGAGACCCACAGGCAGCUUUUCAGCAGUCUGGGUUUCAACAGCUCCCUACUGACGCAGACAGCUGUGGAUCAGGCCUUUCAGAUGCUCCUCCAAAGGGCAAACAAGACAUCUAAUGAAGACACCAGGGAAGGGACCGCUGUAUUCGUGGACCACCGCUUCAAGCCACAGCCUGAGUUCCUGGAGGCCUUGAAGCAGUCCUACUUUGCAGAUGCGUUCAAUGUUGACUUCACCGAAACCACAGACAGCGCCAAUACCAUCAAUAAGUAUGUGGAGGAGAAGACCAACGGGAAGAUAGACAAGCUGGUUGAGAACCUGGAUCCAAGUACUGUCAUGUAUCUCAUCAGCUACAUCUACUACAAAGGAAAGUGGGCGACUCCAUUUGACCCUGAGCUCACCAAGGAAGACAUGUUCAUGGUGGAUGAGAACACCAAGGUUCCAGUCCAGAUGAUGAAUAUAGAGAAGAAUUUGAAUACCUAUUACGACCAGGGGAUCAACACGUCAGUCCUCCACCUCCCCUUCAACAGCUCCUACUCCAUGCUGCUGUUGUUGCCUGACAAUAUGGCAACACUGGAGAAUGUCAUUUCCCCAAGCCAUGUCACAAAAUGGCUGAAGUGGAUGAAGUCCAGGACACAUAAAGUAUAUAUUCCAAAGUUCUCCAUCAAGGCUUCCUUCUCGCUGAAUAAUGUGUUGACUGAAAUGGGAAUCACAGACAUAUUUGGUGAUCGUGCAGAUUUGAGGGGCAUUUCAGAGGGGCAAAAACUGACAGUCUCAGAGGUUGUGCAUCAAGCUACCCUGGAUAUCGAUGAGGCCGGAGCCACGGCUGCAGCUGCUACAGGCAUCGGCAUCACACUCAUGUCCUUACGCCACAUCCCUGUGUUGAAGUUCAAUCGUCCAUUUAUGGUCAUCAUCACUGAACGCAGCACAGAAAACGUCCUCUUCAUGGGCAAGAUUAUCAACCCAAACAUCUGAUGGAAUAAACACUUUGUGUUUACUGAAGCACAGCUGUUGCAUUACAUAUAAAAUACUUAGAAAAAAGCUUUGUCCUGUGGUCUCUUGCUUUACGAUUGAGUGUGUAGCAAACAGUUUUAAUGUCUACGAGGUAAUGUUUUGUUCUUAUAUUAGUUUUUGAAGGUAAAAUAAUACAGGGACAAAAGAUUACCAACAGGAUUUUUCUUUAGCAUUUGGUAUUUGGUAUAACAGAGAUAAUAUUUUAUAACAGAUACAAUAAAUUCAGGGACUAUGGAGCAUUUUAAAA